AUGGUUCAUCUGGCUACUGUCAAGAAGGACGACGAGGUCUUCCACCCGGCUACCCGGGAGUUUGAAACCAUUGGUGACGCUCCUACUCAAGCUGAUGUCUCCGCCAAUGUUUACGGCAGCCACUUUGCUGCUGACCACAUGCCCCAGCAUGAGAUGCCAGAGAAUGAGAUGCCUCGUCAGGUUGCUGCUCGUCUGAUCAAGGAUGAGUUGAGCUUGGACGGAAACCCCAAGCUGAACUUGGCCUCCUUCGUUACCACCUACAUGGAAGAGGAAAUCGAGGAGAUCAUGACCGACUCCUUUAGCAAGAACUUCAUCGACUACGAGGAGUACCCUCACUCUGCUGAGAUCCAAAACCGUUGCGUUAACAUGAUCGCUCGUCUGUACAAUGUUCCUACCGACCCCAAGGGUGAUAAUGCCAUGGGUACCUCUACAAUUGGUUCUUCCGAGGCUAUCAUGCUGGGCACACUGGCCAUGAAGAAGCGCUGGCAGAACAAGCGUAAGGCUGAGGGCAAGGACUACUCCCGACCCAACAUCGUCAUGAACAGUGCUGUUCAGGUUUGCUGGGAGAAGGCCGCUCGUUACUUCGACGUCGAGGAGCGUUACGUCUACUGUACUGAUUCUCGCUAUGUUAUCGACCCCAAGGCCGCUGUCGACCUUGUUGACGAGAACACCAUCGGUAUCUGUGCUAUUAUCGGUACCACCUACACUGGUGAGUACGAAGAUGUCAAGGGUAUCAAUGACCUGCUCGUUGAGCGCAACAUUGACUGCCCCAUCCACGUUGAUGCUGCUAGCGGUGGUUUCGUCGCUCCUUUCACUGUUCCCGAGCUUGAGUGGGAUUUCCGCCUGGAGAAGGUCAUCUCCAUCAACGUUUCCGGUCACAAGUACGGUCUGGUCUACCCCGGCGUCGGUUGGAUUAUCUGGCGCUCCCCCGAGUACCUUCCUCAGGAGCUGGUGUUCAACAUCAACUACCUGGGUGCCGACCAGGCCAGUUUCACUCUGAACUUCUCCAAGGGUGCCGCUCAGGUCAUUGGUCAGUACUACCAGCUGAUCCGUCUGGGUAAGCACGGUUUCCGCUCUAUCAUGGUCAACUUGACCCGCAUUGCGGACUACAUGUCCAGCGAGCUGGAGAAGAUGGGUAUGAUCAUCAUGAGCCAGACCAAGGGCAAGGGUCUGCCCUUGGUUGCAUGGCGUCUGCCCCCGAACAAGGAGCGUGUGUACGAUGAGUUUGCCAUUGCCCACCAGCUGCGUGAGCGUGGCUGGAUUGUUCCUGCGUACACCAUGGCUCCUCACAGUGAAAAGCUGCAGCUGAUGCGUGUUGUCGUCCGUGAGGACUUCAGCAUGAACCGCUGCGACAGCCUGUUGACCGAUAUCAAGCUGGCCUUGCAGACUCUUGAGGAUAUGGACCAGUCCAUGAUGGCCAAGUACAAGGCUCACAUGCAGAGCCACCGUGCCCAUCCACGCCACAAGCGUACUCAUCACGCCUACCACGGCGAGAAGCACUCGCUGCAGGGUAAGACCGGCAAGUCGCACGGUGUCUGCUAA
Penicillium malachiteum is the source of this 1542-nucleotide messenger RNA. Its product is annotated as glutamate decarboxylase. Bases 1 to 1542 code for a protein of 513 amino acids. Gene Ontology annotation, molecular function: pyridoxal phosphate binding; glutamate decarboxylase activity. The transcript has 4 exons. Gene Ontology annotation, cellular component: cytosol. NCBI's taxonomy places the organism in Eukaryota, Fungi, Ascomycota, Eurotiomycetes, Eurotiales, Aspergillaceae. Gene Ontology annotation, biological process: L-glutamate catabolic process. The record is from RefSeq and is a predicted model, not a curated record.